AGUUUACUAAAUCAAGUUGUUAUACUUUCAUAAUUUUUGUGUACGAAUUGGAGUAAUCGAUUAAGCGCGUAACCAGUGUAAUUUACUUCGUGCUGUACGCUAAGUAGUUCACAGCUAAUUAACAAACGUUAUCAUAUCGAUAUUAUGUCGCAGUAAUUAACGUUCUGUAUUACAUGUGUAUGCAGGACUGGCGAUAUUAGUUGCGGUUCAGCUGUCAGAUGACAGUAAUAUUUGUUCUUUUGUAGAAUAUACUGAUGAACUAAGUCAAACAGCCAAAUUGAUAUGCAUCAGUGCCCUUGUCUGAAACUGCAAUAGCCCGAGGUGUUGAAUAGUUGUGAUUAUGCUGCUUAUUCAGUAUUUUAUUUCGUAGGUGUUGUGUGUCAUUUUUGUUAAGAGGCAAAAAUAAGUAUCUAAUUUGCGUGUGUGCGACAAGAUAGAAUAUUUUUUGUGGAAUAAUAAAGACAGUAGUCAUACAUUGUUCACCAACGCAACAUUUCAAACGUGCAGUGACAAAAUAUGGGGAGCAGUCAGCUGUACAGUUUGUCAUGGGGAGAGUUUGGUACGUCGCUUGUAUCUGCCGUUCAGCUACUGAGAUGCCAUGGAGAUCUUGUUGAUGUGACGCUGGCAGCUGGUGGCCGCAGUUUUCCCGCACAUAAAAUAGUCCUCAGCGCAGCAAGCCCAUUUCUUCUGGACCUUCUGAAGAGCACACCUUGUCAGCAUCCUGUGGUCAUGCUUGCUGGAGUGACAGCACAUGAUCUGGAAGCUCUGCUAGAAUUCGUGUAUCGGGGAGAGGUUAGUGUGGAUCCGAACCAGUUGCCGUCUUUGCUUCAGGCAGCUCAUUGUCUGAAUAUUCAGGGCCUGGCACCAGGGACCUUAAAUGCAGAGACUAUGUACAGCUUGCAUAAACUUGAUGAUAUGCAUCCUUCUCCUGCAUCUCAUGAAGCUCUGUCGAGAGAUGUCAUUAACUCCUUUUUACCGAUUAGGAGGAAGAGAAAAACAAAACGAAGAGAAUCUACAGGAAAUGCCUCAAGCACAGGGUCUAGUGGCUCGAAGUGGGCCCGUCAUGAUAGUCUCUCUGCAGAUUCAGAAAAUCAGCCAGCUAAUCACCAUCAGAAUUCAUCGCAUUCAUCUCACAUACCAGAGUCUGAUGUCCUCUCUAAUCCGGAUACGCGUAAGACUGACGACGGUGAAAGCAGUAAUCAAUCAGCGGAUGAAACAGGAGUGUCACCUGCGUCGGGAAGUGGUGGUACGAAGAUCCGAGGGGCUUCAGACCAGCCGGGCGCGUGCCCCCUGUGUGGAGCACUGCUGCGCCAGGCUCGCAACCUGCGGCGGCACCUGCUGACGAGCUGCAAGUACCGCAUGUCGGUCGGUCCUGGAGGGGGUCCAGGUGUCGGUGUUGGGGUAGGAGCAGCCUACUCGCAGCAGCCGUCCGCCCUCGAGCCUGAAGUGCAGCUGCAGCAGCCCGCUACGUUUGCAUCGCUCCUGCCCGUAGCACUGCCCCAGCCCGGCCGUCCUUCCAGCCCACUGCGACCACUGUCUGUGCAGGGGCAACACCACCAUCCUCAUCACCAACAGCAGCCGCAGCAGCAGCAGCAGCAACAAGAACAGCAGCAGCAGCAGUCAUCCCACCAGCAUCAUCACCAGCAGCAACAGUCAACCUCACAGUCACAGGCUCAGGAAGACACUCCAAUGCGAGCAGUGCUCCUCCACGUGCAGCAUUCACACCAGUCCUCACAGCAGCUGCUUCCGCUGCCACCCGAGGAACGCUCCGUCCAGCUGCCGCUACCGGUGCCGCUGCUCGCCCCUCUGCACCAUCACCACUCUCCACAGCAGCGACGACAGGAGACGGCCUGUGAGCAGAUAGUGUGCAAAGUGUCCCCCGUUCCCUCGCCGUCGCCCGGUCCUUCCGCACCUUGUGCCGAUUUGGUGUCUCCGGCACCAGUGGAGUGCCGCAGGGUAGCGGGCACGCCACCUGUAGCACAGCAGAGUCAGCAGUGAGAAUCGUCCUCCCUUACUUUUUGAGGCUGUGGGAACUCUGCAUUUCUCAGGCACCUUCUCUUUCUGAGAUCGCAACUCACUUCCUUUUUGUGUGUCAUUUCCUGUGACUCGCUUUGGAUAGUUUAGCUACAUCAUGUGCACACUAAGAAGUCUCUCGGUGAGGUUGCUAGUGGGAGUAACUUAAUUUAUAAAAAUUCAGUGGUAUUGCUAAAGCUAACUAGUAGAAAAUACUUUUCACUGGGUGUACACUUAAAACAAGCAGAAGCAAUAUAUGGAGCUAAUGAUCACCAAAAUACUGCAUGUAAUUGAGUUUGAAGUAAUACUGUUUAUUAUAUUUCUUGUAUUUUCGUACUUCUGUGUGUGUGUCCAUCAGUAGUACUAGGAAUUUCAGCUCUUGAAGUUAAAGCCAUUCUGUCUCCUUGUCACAUUAUUUAUUGACAAGUAAAACACAAAAUUCUUGGUUUGACUGCUAGCUGAAAUUGGUAUCUACUGGAAAGCACUCAAAGGUGGUUAGAAAAUUUAAUUUUUUUUAUUGAUUUAAGUGCUUCCAUUAUCCACCUUGCAGAGAAUCUUCUUAGAGUACAUAAGUAAUAAUGUUCAUGUGUGCACAAUUUGGAAAUCAGAUGAUCCGUGACUGGAAAUACAGCAGUUAAUGUUGUUGUUUGCAUCAGAACUGGAAAAGAUGAUCUUUCUUCAGUGCACAUGUUACAGUGCUGAUGUGCAGUACUGUUACAGAAGCGUCAUGUCGUUUGUAAUUGUGGCAGUAAGAAAAAAUGCAGACUUUGAGACACUCCACAUUACUCCAGUUGCAUGAAUAAGUCUUCCAUAUUUAUCACAAUAAUUUUUUCCUCUCAUUUGGCAUACUAGUUUUUUAAGAUCUGGAGCUUACUGUCUUGUUUUCUUUUGGAGGCCACGGAUAGCAUUAGUUGUAAACUCAAAAUGCAGUAAAAUGGAAAAAUAAUACUCAUUCACCUAUUGUGCAAACUGUGAUAAUUUGGAUGCACCUGAUAGAAAUAUGAAAAGCCAGAGAUGUUGAAUCUUGACCUUUCAAAACUUCAGUUUCUUUAUUUUAAGUAAAGGAACUUAAGUGGAAGAAAUAGAUGAGGGAAAGUUGCUUAAAUUGAUAGACAGGAUGCAGGGUGAAAAGAACUAGACAAAUGUGUGCGCGCGCACUCUCUCUCACACGUGCUCCCCCCCCCCCCUUCCCCCCCCCCCCCCACACACACAGAGAGAGAGAGAGAGAGAGAGAAAGAGAGAGAGAGAGAGGGGGGGGGAGGGGGAUAGGGAUAGGGAUUGGGGGAGAGGGGGGAUCGCCUCUGCUAGUUGCACUUUUUUUCUUUUGUUUUACUUCCUAAGUCAACCUGAUCAGGGGAAAUAGUGUAAUUAAACAAAAAGAGAAAAUUUUUAUUUGAUGUUCGUAGAAAAAAAAUUAUAAAAAGCCAUAUGUAAGAAUACUUUCUCAACAGGAGUAUCAGUAGGUGAUGGACCUUUUGUUGUAUGAUUAAAGCUUAAUUAUUUUUACAGAUUUCCAGCCUGCUGGUAUGUUAAAGGGUCAGCAACUUGUGAUACUAUUUCAAUAUGACAAACAGCAAAGUUGCAGAAAUAGCUCUUUUUUAUUACUGGAUGAUGAAUAGUUUCAGGUUUGUAUUCAUAACCCAUUCUCGAAUCAUCCAUCCAGUCAUAAUAAAUAUUGCUCCACAUAGCAAAAAAUCAUGACAAUUGUUACCCAAAGGAGUAGCCCUGUCACGCUACAUUUUUGGAGAAAUGUAAUGAACAUGAUUUUAACCACUAUGUGAGGCACAUAUAUUUUUAUUACAGACACAGAAUAUAUCAAUGUCUUCAACAGAACCAAUAAACAAAUAAAUGUCUGUAUAAAAUUGUCUGUCAUUGAAGAUUAUAAUGUUUGGCUCUGGCAAUUGGCCUAGUGCCUUUUCGUUUGAUUCAAUGACGACUCCCUCAACCAUCUGGUCUUCUGAGCGCUGUUGGCAAGCGGGGUGCACUCACUCCCUGUGAGGCAAACUGAGGAGCUACUUGAUUGAGAAGUAGUGGCUCCAGUCUCGUUAACUGACAUACAGUCAGGAGAGCGGUGUGCUGACCACAUACCCCUCCAUAUCUGCAUUCAGUGACGCCUGUGGGCUGAGGAUGACAUGGUGGCCGGUCAGUACUGUUGGGCCUUCCAAGGCCUGUUUGGAUGGAGUUUUAGUGUAUGACUCUCUCAGUUUGUCUGAAAAACUUAUGUGUGUCAUUGCUGCUGAAAAUUUGUGUGACUUAAGAAUGGUGUUAGUUUUAUCUUAUGUUUCUGGAUCUGUUAAUUCACAUUCAAGAUCCACAAAAUCUUGCUAGAUUCCUCGCAUCCAUUGUCCUCCAAUCUUUUUCCCCAGAUUUCUCACCAGUGGUUGCUGUAUGGUCCUGUUUCAUGUUGGGAUAGAGUGCUGUAAUUGUAACUGGCUUCUGGGAGUUAUGAUUUUAUGAUAUUAGAUCUUACUGUAUACUGAUAAACAUUUCUUAUUAUUGAUUAACAAAAGCCACUUCAGCUGUAUUAUUACACAUUUAUUAUGUUAUAACCGAUUUUGUUCAUUGAACAUCUUCAGGUUACUGAAGUUAAGCGAAACAAGAAAUUAGACUAAAGCUACAGCAUCUUAAUAAAAUAGACAAUUCAAACUGAUAAGAGCCUUAUACUAAGUCCUCACCAAGUUCUGCUAAAUUCAUGAAAUAAAUGGUCUGGUUGUCAUAGGUAAUAUUAAAGACGAAAUCCAAAAACAGUGAUCACAAACAUUCCGCGAGUCAUCUGGCAGGAGUAUGGCGAGCAGACACGGCAUGCUGUGUACAGUAAACUGGCCAGGCAGGGCCACUCCAUGACUGAGAUAGACAUUUAAACAUAGUAUUUGGCCUCCAUCGAGUGCGAUAGUCGACUGUGUGAUCCCAGUUAUUACAAGCAAUGUUGUAACCACUUUUAUUCAGUAGUCAUGAUCACUUUGUAUGAUCGCAAUUAUGGAUUCUCCUAAUGAUGAUGCAGCUUUGUGUAACCGUUGGUGUAUGUUCUCUUCCAUUGUAGCUAACUUAACACAGCUUGCUUGUAAUGUUAUUAAGAGCGUAUGUUAUCCACUAGUUUGGAUGCCUUAGCUAUUUUACAUUUUCAUAGACAUUGCAUCCUUUAUAACUACAUUAUUAAUAACUUACGUUAGUUCUGUGAGAUCAUAAUAUCAUUCAUGAUGUAUUUUACAUGAUUGAAUCACUGAUUGAAAAAAAGGAAGAAAGUCCAAUCACCUCUGUUUAGAGGAAACUAAAAAACUUGUUAACACUUACAAUAUUGUUCCUAGAGUUUUGUGAUCCAUUGCAAACUUGUAGAACUAGGUUAUCUGUACACAGUGAUGAGUCAUUCCAGCCCAUUCAAUAAAUAUUUUUGAAGCUAUCCUGUUUGGAAGUUGGUGGAUAUUCGCCCCAUUUCCAAUAAAUGAUCCUCUCGUGGGGAGUUCGCAAAGAAUGUCACAAUGACAUAGGUUUACAGAGCUAUUUAGUUUUACUUAUGUUACUAAUCAUUUCAAAAUAUUGAUAUUUAUUGAGUAAAAUAUCUUAAGAACAACAAUGCACUGUGAUACAUAUAAAAUGUUUUAAUUGACAAUGUUCUUUAACACUUUUUAAUCUUCUUCAUCAGAUUGUACUAUGUUGUCUUCUCCAUCAGGCUGGAAAUCAUUAUUUGCUGUGGGCCACUAAAGAAUGUUGUUAAAAAACUCUUGAUACUCUAAUGGAAUGUACUUAACUGAUUUAUUAUGAUCUUUCAGCUUCUUCGUAUUUAUAGGAAUCUUAUUGUUGUAUGCUAUUGUUCUGGGAUAAUCAGGUGUUUGUUUUCCUUUAAAAAUCCUAUAUGUAUUGUGAAGCAGUCCAUCUGUCCAUUCCUAACAAAUGACAUACCAUGGAUUCUGAUGCUUAUAGGUCAAAUGCCGAAAUUUAGCAAGCAAAAGUCUUUCCUUUUCUUGACAAUUUAUGGCAAAUGAAGUUUUUUUAAAUUGGUGUGACCACCGUUCCUUAAAGUCAAUAGUAUCUUUAUGUUCAAUAAUCUUGACGUGAAACAAAUCCAGUGUUUUUCUUAAAUUCACUAUCAUUUCAACGUACUGUUUGACAGAGUAGAUUCUACCUUCUUGUCGUAUGCCUCUCUUGAUUAUGGCAAAAUCCCCAUCAAAUGGGAGGAGGGAGUGGCCUCUUAACAGCAAAAUAAUGCUGAAUUAUUUGAAAUUUCAAAGUCAUUGCGAGAUGCAUCAGGUACUGUACAACUGUGUUGUUUUUAUUUUGCCCACCACAAGAAUCACAGACACAUGUUCUUUCACUGAGUCAGAUAUUCCACUUACGUAGUCACUGAGAAAUGUGCACACUUCAUUUGGACCUCGAUUGCCUUGUCCUUUAUGGUAGCAGUAGAACUGUGCUGUAUUAUCUUUGAGGUUAUGGAUUCCAAAUACCAAAAGCCACAGUUUUCGAACAUAGAACAUUUCCUGUUCAGGAAGACAAGAAAGGGGAACUUUUUGCAUAUGAUCAAACACCAGGCUGAUUACAUCAUUCCUUUUAGCACACAGUUUUAUCACCUCUUGUUGUUUUUUAUAGAACUUAGAAGCUUGUCACUUGUGAACCAUCAAUUCUGUGACAGCCAUUUGUUUUGAAACUUCAUUCGUUAACAAAGAUUUAGUUUUGGCUAGAAGCUCUUCACAGGCAGAACAUACAUCUACUUGUGGGUGACCAAAUCUAUAGUGAAAAGUUUCAUAGAAGUACUUGUGGUAAUGUUCAUACUUCGUUAUCAAUUCAGGGUUUUUAUCACAAAACAAAUGAUGCAUCUUUUUCAAAUUUAAGUUGGAAUACAAAUGUACAAUACUUUUGUCACUGUAGUGGGUUGGGAAAGAUCGAAUAUGAGCAUCAGUCUUGUCAAUGACAUCAAAUCCACCUGUGUAUCCCCUGUUAAUAUACUUUCCUCUACAGUCAUCUGGAGACUGGCUAUUAACAAGGAGCGAUUUUAAGCAUACAACAACCUUAUCACUCACAACAUGCAGACUGCAAAAUGCUUUGCGACAUACCUGUGUCCUUUCAGUCUGUUUCAUAACAAAGAAUCUGUAUGUACCUUUCUUCACAAAUGUCAGAUUUUCUUUUCUGCUCCUUCUCCUUUGUACAGGUGAAUACUCUUAUCAGUCCCAUUAAAUACAGAUCUUUCUGCCUUUUAGUUUAACCAUCAUACAAUCUCCUAAUUAUUUCCAUUUGAUCCUCAUCUUUGGAAUGUUCAUUUUGGAACAAGUGCAAUAAAAAAGAAUGUUGGAGCAAGAUACAAUAUACUUCACUUAAAUAUUUAUCACUAAAAUGAAGACAAAUAUCACAUGAAAACCUUUAUAUAAAAAUUGCUGCAUGGGGGACCAGACCGUUUUGCUGGCACAACUAAUCCUUGUGAGGUUAUAUAUUCCUGUCCUAGUGAUCUACACAAUGUGAUCAAAAGUAUCAGGACACCUGGCUGAAAAUUACUUACAAGUUUGUGGUGCCCUCCAUCGGUAAUUCUGGAAUUCAGUAUGGCAUUGGCCCACCCUUAGCCUUGAUGACAUCUUCAACUCUUGCAGGUAGGUGCUGGAAGGUUUCUUGGGGAAUGGCAGCCUAUUCGUCACGGAGUGCUUCACUGAGGAGAGGUAUCGUUGGUGGUCGGUAAAGCCUGGCACGAAUUCGGCAAUCCAAAACAUCCCAAAGGUGUUCUGUAGGAUUCAGGUCAGGGCUUUGUGCAGGCCAGUCCAUUGCAGGGAUGUUAUUGUCGUGUAACCACUCUGCCACAGGCCGUGCAUUAUGAACAGGUGCUCCAUCGUUUUGAAUGAUACAAUCGCCAUCCCUGAAUUGCUCUUCAACAGUGGGAAGCAAGAAGGUGCUUAAAACAUCAAUGUAGGCCUGUGCUGUGAUAGUGCCACAUAAAACAACAAGGGAUGCAAGCCACCUCCAUGAAUACCACGACCACACCAUAACGUCACCACCUUUGAAUUUUACUGUUGGCGCUACACAUGCUGGCAGACAAUGUUCACCGGGCAAUCGCCAUACCUACACCCUGCCACCGGAUCGCCACAUUCUGUACCGUGAUUCAUCACUCCACGUUUUUCCACUGUUCAGUUGUCCAAUGUUUACGCUCCUUACACCAAGCGAAGCGUCGUUUGGCAUUUACCGGCAUGAUGUGUGCCUUAUGAGUAGCCGCUCGACCAUGAAAUCCAAGUUUUCUCACCUCCCGCCUAACUGUCAUAGUACUUGCAGUGGAUACUGAUGCAGUUUGGAAUUCCUGUGUGAUGGUCUGGAUAGAUGUCUGCCUAUUACACAUUACGACCGUGUUCAACUAUCGGAGGUCUCUACCAGUCCACAGACAAGGUCAGCUUCUACACUUUAGUACUGUACAUGUCCCUUCACAUUUCCACUUCACUAUCACAUCAGAAACACUGGACCCAGGGAUGUUUAGGAGUGCAGAUAUCUCAUGUACAGCCAUAUGACACAAGUGACACUCAAUCACCUGACCACGUUCAAAGUCCGUGAGUUUCGUGGAGUGCCCCAUUCUGCUUUCUCACGAUGUCUAAUCACUAAUGAGGUCGUCGAUAUGGAGUUUCUGGCAGUAGGUGGCAGCACAAUGCACCUAAUAUGAAAAAUGUAUGUUUUGAGGUGUGUCUGGAUACUUUUGAUCACAUAGUGUAGCUUUCUUGCUUCUUUCUUUGACAUAGUAUCUACAUUUCUUAUACCUUUUCUUCUCCCGUGCACUUUUUCAAUUUCAGAGUCAUUUUCUCUCAUUUUGCGAAGUGUCUACAAAUAGCAACUUAUGUAAAUACACUGACAAUAAUGUGGGUCGAUAAAACUGAAACAAUAUCUUUAAAUGCCACUUAAUAGCAUUGUUGUAACAUUCUUUGUCUGACAUCUGGUGAUGCUGCGCACACUGAUGAGUGGAAAAACAGAAGAAUGUCUGGACACUCUUCUCGAUUCCAGUAACUACAAAUUUUAAAAGGCUGUACUGUCCGUAUUAUUAUUGGGUUUUUCUUCCCGUUUCCACCCAUUGAUGAGUGGACAGCUCCAAAAUUAAAUGUAUAUCUCAGCUUAUUUUCGAAAAAAAUGGACUUUCUUCCUUUUUACAAUCAGUGAUUCAACUAGUUUGCAACUGUGUUAAUAAUCAUUCACAUACUGUCGUAGCUGCCAAAUGACGAUGUAGUUUGGUGUAAGCACUGCUCCCUGUGCCCUUGUUAUCAUGCACAAUUGUGUUGCUAACUUGCAUAAUUGUGUUGCUAACUUUAGUUUGGUUCUACUUUUCAAUAUUUGGUUUCAUUGUGCACAAGUGUGGUUCUACUUUUCAAUAUUUGGAUUCAUUGUGCAAUCUUUAACAUCAGUCCUGUGCUGAAGGUUUUGCCGUUUCUUAUAUCAAUUGUAAUCACACAGUUGACUGUUACACUUGCUGGAAGCCAAGUGCUAUGUUUAUGUGUUUACCUCAGUCACAAAGUGGCCUCGUCUGGCAAGUUUACUGUUUGCAGCAUGUUGUGUCUGCUCUCCAUACUUCCUCCAGGCAGCUGGCAGAAUGUUUAUGACCAGUGUUUUUGGAUGUGGUCAUUGACAUCACAUAUGACAACCAGACCACUUACGUCAUGCCUUUAGCACAACUCAAACUGCUAUAGCUUUAGUUUAAUUUCCUGUUUUGUUUAUCUGGAGGUGACCUGAAGAUUUUCAAUGAACAAAACCGGUUGUAACACAAUAAAUGUGUAAUAAUAGAGCUGAGAUGUUUUCCUUUUCAAUUAAUCAUUAACAUUAUCAGAUGUGGUGCUCAACAUGAUCAAGAUUAUUUCUUAUUAUAUGUUGACCAGGUUAAAAAUUACUUUCUUUUUACUUUGAUAGUUCUGUUUUUCCUUUUGUUUUCUCACUUAGUUUGAGCACGAUGAUUUCUACCAGGUAUUUAAAUUGCAGCACUGUGUUAGUUUUACGAUCAUUUCUGGAUACUGCAUUUAUACUCAGGGCUAUAGCCAUAACCUUAGUUUGCUAGAAUGACACAUGUAAUCCUAUUUUUUGUAGACUGCUGAUCUGGGCAUGAAUUUCUUGCAUAUUGAGAGCUAAGAGAAUUAAAUCAUGUGCAAACCCCAGGCAGUUUGAUCUUAUUAUAGUUUUGCUCCAAGUUUUAUUAAAGUGCUUUAUCAUUUCGCCAAAUGUUCAUGAUGUAAUCAAAAGCCACAUUGAAGAAAUUGUGGAUAACCCAUCAUCUUGUCUGAUGCUGGUCUUCAUUGCGAAAGCUUCGACUCUUCUUCUCUUAACUAGGGAAAGUGUACUCGCCAAAAUUUGUCUUUUUCUUUUUUUUAAAUUUGGAUUGAGUACAGUGUGGCCUAAGGAUUUUUUUAGUAUUAGUCUAUGGAUAAUGUAUUUUGUUGUAAUCUGUGAAUGAGAAAAAGAGCUGUUUAUUUCUGUAAUUUUUAUAUGCUAUUAUUAUUAUGUGCAUUUAAGGUAGAGAAGGGGUAGAAAGGAAAAGAAAGGGAAGAUGAUAUUGUUAUCAGCUGCAUCGGGAUUUUGUGCAGCAUCAGCAGCGAUGAGUGAAAAUGCAUGCCUAACCGAGAUUUGAACCUGGGAUCUCCUACUUACUAGGCAGUUGCAUUAACCACUGUGUCACCUGGACAAAGUGUUUAUCACAACUGUGCAAACUGUUGUGACGUGCCUCUUGACCGACCACAUUCCCACCUAGUGCCAUCUAUCUGUAGUCUGUCUGUGUUCUCCAUGCUCGCUGCUUGGAAAUUUCUGCAGGAGGUUAGACAUAAUCAUGCAUUCACACUGAAUGUGGUGGAUCCUUUGCCCAUUGAGGCAAAUUAGUUACACGAAAGUGUGGUGUCAGUUCUUUUGGACAUGUCUGAAAGGCUAGACACCACGUAUUCAUAUACUAUUAUUUAUUGAAUAUUCAUUUUACUUACAGAUUUUCACAUUAAAUGAUUCAUCUAAUCAUGUUUCCAGGCACAAGCUGUAACAUUUCUUCUGUAACAGAAGCAUUGAAAGUGGAUAUUGCAGUUUUCAAUUCAUCGAUGGAAUUUGGAUGGUUUUUAUAGACAGUUGCUUUCGCUGCACCCCAGAAGAAAAAGUCAGGUGGUGUUAGGUCAGGCAGUAGUGGAGGCCAAAGUUCCUGUGAAAUUAUGUGAUCACAAAAAACAUCAGCAAGCAGUGACAUUGAAACAUGAGCUGUAUGCACGGUUGCACCAUUUUGUUGAAAAUAACUGUUCAGUAUUUCACUUAACACAAGUUUUCCUAUGAAUGGGUACAGAAUAUCACUGCAGUAUUGUGCAUUUAUUGUUUAGUUGAAGAACCCAGGCAGUUGAACAAUCCUAUGGCACGUGCGGCUAACAAUCAUACGGCACUGCAGAGAGAUUUCUUAACACCCUGUACAAUGACCAGUUGUGAUCUCAGGUCAUCACCACGGUGGUAACACUUGAAAUUUUGCGAGUAUAUCAGAACUUCACUAUCUACAGUUCCAAACCAUGGCACAGUGUACAAUAUGGAAACAAAUGGAAAAAGUGUUUUGAACCUGAGGGCAGUCAUUAAUGUCCUUUACUUCCACUAUCAUUGUUAUGUUAGAGCCUUCGAAUUCGUUGUCAUCAGAGUCAGCAAUGCUUACAUUAAGAACAAUGUCUGUUAUGGCAGUUUCCAUAAAACCGAUGUUCACCCAAUACUCUCUCUCCAGUUGCUCUACCUUCCAAUAGUAUCCUACCAGUCUGUUGCAUCCCAAGUGUUGGUAUUGCCAGAGACUUAGCAACAAUGGUUUGGGGGAGUGAGAUUCAGCUGGUUGACCAAAGAAGGGGGGAGACUUGUUUAGCUAAAUCUGUUCAUCUCUUACUAAGCUUAAGUAUUUUGCGAUUUGCACUGGGUUUAUAAUGAGUGGUUGUACUUUAACAAUAGCAUAGAUCAUCUGCCUAUAUUCUUCUACUUCCCCAAAUAAGCUGGUAAUUGCAAUAAUUGUUCACUUAUUUUUAUGAGUGAAGCAACAGUUUUGAAUCCUACAUCUGUCUAUUUCACAUAAGUUAUAAUAAACUGUUCUACUUUUUCUAUGUUGACUUCAACACUUCUUCAUUAGACUGCAGUGUGUACACUGUUCGAUUUACUCCUUGAGAAUGUGGCUCUUGCCACUGUCACCUGUUCCUUUGUUAAUCUAAGCCAAUCUCCGACGUUCUUUUCCAUUGUCUUUUUAUGUUUGUUAUAGUACAUAGCACCAACAUUCCAGUUUAAAUUCUUAUUGAGGUGUAGACCUAGAAAUUUGGCAGAAUGCACUUCUGUUAAUUCUUCACUUUUAUGAUUUAUACUAAUUUCCUGAUCUUUUGACUGUUUGGUUCCGAAUUGAAUCAAGUUUGUUUUUGAUAUAUUAAGCUUCAGACCAUUUAACUGGAACCAUGACCCUAGCCUGUCUAAUGUACCAGUGACUCUAUCAGGAAUCGUUUCUGUUUCUUCACUUUUUAUCAAGACAGACAUGUCAGCAGCAAACAGAACGGAUGGUGAAUUUAUGUUUAAUGGUUAGUCGUUGACAUACAAUAGAAAGAGAAUUGGACUGAGGAUCGAACCUUGUGGGACACCCUGUGUUAUUGUUUUCCAGUCUGAAUGGUAGUUUACACCAUUUGAAGACAUGAUUGUUCUUUGUUUUCUAUAAGAUAAGUAAGAAGUAAGCCAAUAAAGUACUGCACCCUUAAUCCCAUAUUUUUCUAGUUUGUGGAUUAGUGAGGAAUGAUUUACGGAAUCGAAAGCCUUUGUCAGGUCGCAGAAAAUUCUGGCUACUUUACUGUUUUUGUCUAGAGCUGUGCUAAUUUUUUCUGUGAAAUUAUUUAUGGCGUCAAUUGUAUUUUUCCCUUGCUGGAAGCCAAACUGAUUCCACAAAAUAAUCCCUUGUGAUACAAUAAAGUUUUGGAUUUGGAUAGCAGCAACUUUUUUGAAAAUUUUUGAGAGCACUGGAAGGAGGGAAAUAGGACAAUAAUUCCCCAUAUCUUCUCCUGACCCUUUUUUAAAAAGUGGUUUUAUUUCCGCAUAUUUUAAAGAUUCUAGAAAAAAAUUCUUCAAAUGAUUUGUUCAUUACCCAAUCCACCGAAUUUUUAGUUUUUAGUGAUAAUGUAAUGUCUUCUAUUUCUUUCAUUGUAAUGUUUCAAAAUUUCAUGGGAGAUAUGUUUUUUCGAUCAAGCCCAAAUGGACAUACAUUUUUUUUGUAAUUUGUAACAUUGACGUUUGAUUUUGUCGUAGUGAUAAAGAAUUCCUUGAAGUGUUCCGACAUUUGAGCAGGAUUUACAAUAGUGGUGUUUUCAGGCUCUAUUUUACAAAUUUCAUGGCUGCCGCCUCUAAUGCCAAAUUCUGAUUUAACAACAGACCACACUUAAAUAAUUUACAAUUUGAACUGGGUUAAUGAUGUGAGGCUGCAGUAUUCCCUUUUGUGCAUUUACAAUAGCGUUUAUCAUCUGUUCAUAUUCUUCCUCAAUUCGGCUGAACAUUGCCACUAAUUGUAAUAUCUCUUUUGUUAUUGUGGCAAACGUCGCUAAACGUUUAAAACCCAUGUCUGUUUCUUUCACAUAUUCUUUCAGGAAAUGCUGUAAUCUUUGCAUGCUCGUCUUUAGAACAUUUGACUCUAACGUAUACACUGUCUGUUAACUCCUUACAAUGUGGCCCUUACCACUGCCACUUGUUCCUUUGUUAACCUUAGUAAACCUUCUGAAUUUCUUUCCGUAGCAUCUAUUCUUUCUUUGUAAUAAGCUGCAUCUGCUUCAUCUAAUGUCCUGAACAGUAUCUUACUCACCUGUCCAAUGAAGUUAAAGACUCCUCUCUACCUUCUAGUAUCAUGUUUCAUCAGCUGUUGUACUAGUUGUUGCAGACCUGCGUUUUUUAUUCUAUGUGAUGUGUCACCUGUUCAUCUAGUAAUCGACAUUCUAUUAAGCCUAUGUUUAGUUGUUUUAAUGUCUCCCGGCACUUUUGUACCACUGUUUUAGCAUACCUUUCUGCCUUCUGAAACCUCUCUGUUACAGUAUUUAAAUUUACAUAAGUAACAAUUCUCCACGGGGUGCUAUAUAUUUCUAUUUGUCCUGCAUUAUCAUAAUACAAUCCUGAAGAACUUGGAAAAUGUCAACUGAAAAUCAUUCGUUGCAUACUCUGAUGCAGUGGUGUUGGACAGUUUUCACUUAAAAGAACUGUUUCAGUCUGUUUGCAUGUACUUUGGUUUCUUUGUUUCUUUUAAUCUUUAUGACUGUUUGGUGUAUCCACUUUUACUACUUCAUAUGGCCCUCGCCAUUGUGAGUCUAAUUUUCUAGAUCUACCUCUUCUUAAGCUUCGUUCACACUGAGGGAUUUGUCGUGGAGAUUCGUGCCCUGCACAAGUCGUGGAGAAAAGUUUCUCGGCACAUGCAUCUCGUGACUUGGUUCAAGGACAGACAAGUGCCCGGCAUAAGUAGCAAACGUGAGCGUUCUCACUGGCGACAUGUAGCCAGUCAGUUUCACAGAACGUGGCAUCCAACGUAGAAUGUCUAUUUCUUUGCGCUAGUGCUGUGAAUUUAAUAGUGAAUACGGAGAAUAAGCGGAGAAAGGAACUUAGGUGGUGGGUGCGUAACUUUCUCAAUAAAUGGGGUAGUCAUGGAGCAUACACUUCUGUGAUGCGCGACCUUAAACUUCAAGAUGCACAGGGCUUCAAAAAUUUUGUUUGUAUGUCUACGACAGACUUUGAUGUAUUACUAAAUAUGACAGCACAGUACUACACACUUAAGGAUACAAAUUUUCGAGCGGCUGUAACCCCUGCUGAACAACUUGCCGUUACAUUACGCUUUUUAGCGACUGGAGAUUCGUACAGCUCCUUAAUGUACAUGCAUAGGAUUUCUAAAUCCAAAACCAGUGAAAUAAUACCAAAAGUCUGUCAGGCUAUUAUAAAGGCACUUCAAAGAGAAAUUGAGGUAAGAACUUAUUUUCAUUGAUUACUUAAAACAAAAUACCACUGAAGUUAACAUACAGAUGUAGACAUUUAACUGUUUUCUCUUAAAAUAAAAACGUUUUCUGUUUCCAUUUGCUGCCCCUCAUGAACAUCUAUUGGCAUUAAGUUUAUUUCCGUAAUUUCACUCUGUUCAAAUUCUUCUAGUUCUUCGAGUUUUGCCUCGAAAGUUAAGUCCUGGAUUUCCUUCUGCAGAAUGGUAAGACUCUUCUGAAUUUUACACAAGUUCUAGUUUAGUCAAUGAGAGUACAGAUCAAUCUAACUGUGUUGGUAAAUGUACCCGUGGAAUGGCAAAGUCUUUCACAGAGAUGAAGCUGCGUGCUCCCGAGUUUUGUUAGCUUUCCCCUUCGACCCACCAGCACUUGGCAUGAAUUAAUGUCGAAGGUAACUUGUCCUUAUUUGGUUCUGUUUACAUAUUAACUUCAUUCUUUUCUUUCAGAAGCUGGGUGGAGGGAUACAGUGCCUCUCUCUAUAUGGUCAUGCACUGUGUCCUGAGCUCUCCAUUGGCUCCUCAUGACGUAGUGCUGUCCCCACCAAGGGUCCUUCUUCUUUCACUCUCCGCUCCCAGACUUCUCUCUCUAACCAGAAGUGUCCUCUGUUGAUACAUUCAAUUGACUGCUUAUCAAGGGUCCCCUACACAGGGCAUCUUUUGUCUGUUUAUAGCUUGCACUGUUUGCUUUCUUAUCACUCGCAUCUGUCCAGCAUUUUGGACUUCUGCCUCGGCUGUACAUCUGAGUCCUGUUUCUUUGUGACCUCUCUGCCAUGCUCUGCAUCCAGCUUUACAUUUUAACUUUCCUGCUGUUUGUGUACUAUUUCUGUCAUGCUACCUGAGAUAGACUUUAUUUAGACUUGGCUUUUUCCUGUGGUUACAACACCUUGUAUGUUCAGGAGUAUAUUUCUAGAGAAAGAUGCGAGUUCUGGUAUUGAAACAAAUCUGCUUCUCCUAUUUUUUGUGUACCAGACAUCCUCAUGUAGGUAUUGAUUGCUUCUUUAAGAAGAAAUUGCAGCAAUAGAUGCACCAUUGGCAUAUACUGUAUAGUAAAUCCUUUUAUUCAAUAUCGAGAUUCAUUGAAUUUUGAGUUCAGUAAGGUGCUACAGCAGGUGCUGUGGCAUUUAGGGCCAUAGACAGAAGGUAGUCGUGGUGAAUAAAUCAUCGAACUAGGAAAGAUUUUGUCAGGUGUCCAUUAACUGAAGUUUUGGAGAAUGCCCCUCUUAGAGACCACGAAGAAUGGUUGCAAGGGGUCUCCAUACACCAGAUGGCUGAGCACCUCUAUCAAGAACUCAUUACUGAUAGAGUCUGAUGGGAGAAUCCAAAUGUGAUUUCAAUGUGCUCCAACAUUUUUCGACCAUCCUGCAAAAUUGCAUCAUGAAUUGCAGUCACCAGUAGCAACCGUGGCAGGUCUUCCGCUCCUUGGCACAUCUUCCACACUCGUUCUUCCACAUUCGAAGCUGGACACCCAGUUUUUCACUGUUGUAUAAGACGGAGCACUGCCCAUAAGUGUAUUCCACAUAUCCUCCCCAAUUUCCUUGGUUGUCAUUCCCUUCAAACGAAGAUACUCAGUCACAGCACGAUUCUUGAUUCUCUCGAUAUUCACCAUUUUGCUUACACUACGGUAUACAAUGCACUCUAGUAGCAAAACUAAUGAAGAUGGAGCUGCGAAAUUUGACUUGGAUUUGCACAAAGGGUCACCAUAACAUUGGAUGGUGCCGUUUGUGUGAGACAUUACAGUAACUAUCUCAGGCUAGAAACUUCUUGACUGCCCCUCAUAUAUUCUUAGAGAAAUCUUUUAAAGCCGGUUGUUAGUGGACACUCUCAAAUGUAUUAAAUAAACCUGUGAACAUUCGUGGUGGCCUUCUCUGUAUACAUUCCAUAUUCCCAUUUACCGAGCGAGGUGGCACAGUGGCUAGCACACUGGACUCACAUUCAGGACGACGAUGGUUCAAUCCCGCGUCCAGCCAUCCUGAUUUAGGUUUUCUGUCAUUUUCCUAAAUUGCUCCAGGCAAAUGCUAGGAUGGUUCCUUUGAAAGGACACGGCCAACUUCCUUCCCUGUCCUUCCCUAAUCCGAUGACACCGAUGACCUCGCUGUUUGGUCUCCUUCCUCAAACAUCCCAACCCUAUACCCAUUUAUUCAUGUUUGAUAUUGAUCCUAAACACUUGAGCAAUGUUCUAGAAUUGGUUGCACAAGUGAUUUGUAAGCAAACCCCUCUAUAGACUGAUUGUUCUUCACCAAUAGUCUCCUAAUAAACUGAAGUCUACCAUAACAGAGUCUGUGGGAUCAUUCCAUUUCAUAUCCCUUCAAACGUUUACACCCAGAUAUUUAUAUGAGUUGGCCGAUUUCAACUGUAACUCAUUGAUAUUGUAGCCAUAGGAUACUGCGUUUUUUUCAUUUUGUGAAGUGCAAAAUUUUACAUUCCUGAACAUUUAAGUCAAGUUGCCAGUCUCUGCACCACUUUAAAAUCUUAUCAACAUCUGACUGAAUAUUUACGCAGCUUCUUUCAGACAGCACUUCAUUAUAGUUAACUGGAUCACCUGUAAAAAGUCUGAGGUUACUACUAAUACUGUCUGCAAGGUCAUUAAUAUACAGCACAAACAGCAAGAGUCCCAUACACUUCCCUAGGGCACACCCAAAUUUACUACUACAUCUGACAAUGACUUUCCAUCCAAGGUAACAUGGUGUUUCCUCCCUACCAAAAGCUUCUCAAUCCAGUCAUAAAUUUCACUUGAUACCCCAUAUUAUCGAACUUUUAACAGUAAGUGUAGGUGUGGCACUGAGUCAAAUGCUUUUCAGAAAUCGGUAAGUAAUAUGUCUACCUGACUGCCUUGAUCCAAAGCUUUCAGUAUGUCAUGCGAGAAAACUGUGUGUUGGGUUUCACAUGAUCGAUGUUUUCGGAAUAUAUGCUGGUUGGCUGUGAGGAAAUCAUUGUGUUAAAGUUACAUGGUUAUGUUUGAGCUUAGAAUACGUUCUAAAAUUCUACAACAAAUUGAUCGUAGUUUUGUGGAUCACUUAUACUACCAUUCUUGUAGAUGGGAGUGACCUGGGCCUUUUUCCAAGAAUUGAGCAUUGUUUUUCGUAUCAGGGAUCUAUUAUAAAUUAUAGUUAGAAGUGGGGGUAACUCAACUGCAAAUUCAGUCUACGGUCUGACAAGGAUUCCAUCGGGGCCUGGAACUUUGUUAAAUUGUAAUGAUUUCAGCUGUUUCUCAACACCACUGAUACUAAUACUUACUUAAUUCAUAUAUUCAGUGGUAUGAGGAUUAAAUAGGGACAGUUCUAGGUUUUUCUUUGUAAAGGAACAUUCGAAAACAGAGUUAAGCAUUUCAGAUUUUGCUUUAAUACCCUCAAUUUCAGUUUGUGUCUUUUGCUAGGGACGGGACACUAACUUUGGUGCGACUAACAGCCUCUACAUAUCACCAGAAUUUCUUUGCAUCCUGUGAAAGAUCACUUGUCAAUAUUCUGGUACAGUAGCCAUUGAAGGCAUAAUGGAUUGCCCUCUUGACAGCCAAACACAUUUGAUUCAGCGUCUCUGUAUGUAUAGCCCUACACUUUGUUUCACACCUAUUAUGCAGUAAUCUCUGUUUCUUUGAAGUUUCUUUACCAUGACUGUAUACCACAGAGAUUCCCUCCCAUUAUGAACUGACCAACUAUUCUUUUAAACUGGAACCAGAGAUCCUCUACAUGCUCCUGCCCUGUGCUGAAAGUUUCAAGUCCCUCGCUGAAAUAUAACACUACUGAUUAUUUAUCUAGUUUACUGAAUGUAUAUAUAUCUUUCUGCUUGGUUUACUUGUCCUUUGUACUUUGGUAAUCAUUAUUGCCACAACAAAUCAUAGUCACUGAUACCAGUUUCGAUGUGGACAUCUUCAAAGAGGUCAGGUCUAUUUGUUGCCAUUAGGUACAAUAUAUUUCCAUCGUGAGUGGGGCUCCUAACUAUCUGUUCUAGAUAGUAUUCAGAGAAGGCAUUUAGUAAUGUUUCACAGGGUGUCUUAUCACGCCCACCACAAACAAAACUGUAAUUUUCCCAGUUAAUUGUUGGAUGAUUUAAGUCUCCACUGAUGAUUAUGGUAUGAUUGGGGAACUUUCGUGGCAGUGAACUGAGGUUUUCUCUAAAGUUUUUGAUUAUAUCAGGAGAUGAGUCUGAUGGGCGAUAGAAGGAUGCAAUUAUCAUUUUAUGCCCACCCCUGAUACUGACCCUUGCCCAAACAGUCACAUGCAGCUUCAAUUUCUAUCUCGGUGAAUUUGAGUUUCUUGUCUAUUGUGACAAAUACACCACCUCUAUUUCCCAUUUGCCUAUCCUGUCGAUAUACUCUUAAAUUUUACCCAAAAGUCUCACUGCUAUAAGUUUCAGGUUUCCACUAGCUUUCUGUACCUACUAUUAUGUGAGCUUCACUGCUUUUCAUGAGUGCUUCAAAUUCUGGCACUUCGCUGGGAAUGCUUCAGCAGUUUACCAUUAAGAUUUUUAUACUCUCACCUGUGGGAUCUUACUCUGAUACUUCUGGGUUUCCUACAGCUGUUGUUAUCUGGAUUGGUUGGAGAGUCACCUAACCUAAAAAAAAAAAAAAAACCUUUGUGUGCACCCCACACAGAGUCAGUUGCCUGAGUAGCAGCCUCUGAUGUGUGGUGUACACCUGACCUGUUUAGGGGGACCUUACAGUUCUCAGCCUUUGGUGCAAGUGCAGGAAGUUGCAGCCUAGCUUGUCACAAAACUUUGGAAGUCUGUGGGUCAAUCAUUCCACUCAGAACCAAAGGGCCAUGAUCGGUUCGGGGAACAGUGCUCCAAAUUGUGAGCUUCAUUGAAACUCCAUGCACAAGGCUGAUCUUCUCAAGCUUCUCUGCCAGUCCCUGGACUGACCCAAGAAUAAUUUUAAAGCUUAGGUGACAGGCAUCAUUGGUUCCAACAAGCACCACAAUCUGCAGUUGAUUGCACCCUGUUCCCUCUGUGGCUUCUGGGAUAGCCUCUUCAGCAUGUUGAAUGAGGCCACCAGUGCUGAAUGUGCCUGGUGUCCUUACCUGUCCUUGCUGCCAUUUCACUAAGGGAUACCAUUAUUUGCCACAUGUUUGAACUGCCGACAAUUAAUAGACCCACACCCUUUUGCAUGUGCUUCCUUGUGACACCAAACAAAAUAGGUUCCCCAACAGAGGUGACGUGAAAGGUGGCACCUCAAAAUUGUUGGUUAGGGAAAUCAGUGUAACACCAUGAGUCCUCCCUGGCCCCCAUCCACCCAGUACAAGACACCCAGAUCUACCAUUGAAAUGCCACUUGCAGUCAAGUGGAUGAGUAAUGACAGAUCACGCACUUUCUGCAGAGGAGACGGGAUUCACGGGAGUCGAUAUUACUCGAGGUACCUCUGUUACAGGUAUCAAAGGUACAAGACUCCGAUUCGCACCAGGUGCCAGUCGUUUUACUGUAGUCAGAGUGAUUCCAGCUGCUUAUGAAUGUCAACCAACUCAUCCUGUGUUCGAGAACAGCAUCCACAGUGGGACUGCAUUUUAGCUGGUGCAAUGUAUUACAAGGCAGUUAACAAAUCACUAGAUUAAACUUGCUGAUUAUCUUUUAAUUUGUUGUGCCAAAAAGUUGCCAGUUCACUAUAAGAAUUGAAGCAGAUUGCGAUGCCACUACCUGAAUAUACUGUAUUAUUAUUGGACCAUGUGGCAUCGGACUUCCGGAAAGUGGCUUUCGCGUGUAAUAGGUUUGAAUAGUGAUCCAACUACUACACGGAAUUUUUGGAAUAAAUAAUGAUAAUGGCACUUAACAAACUUAUUUUUACGUCUAUAUUUGAUUAUUAGUAGCACUGACAAUCUCUUUGAAGUGACUGAACAGGGAGCACUUAAUUCUGUAUGUUUGAUAUUGCCUAGCAGGAGGACAUUAUUCAUUUAAAACAAUACCAUAGCCUGAAAUCGUUUCAAAAUACAUAAACACGUAUGAUAAACACUUGAACUUGUUUUAGGUUAAUGUAAACUAUACAAAUUGUAAUUACUAAAUUUAAUGCUAUUGAGCUUUGCGUACCCUCAUGUUCAUGAUUUCUGGAGAGAAUUUUCUGAUUAUCGUUACAUGGUCAAUUUGAUAUUCCCCAAUGUGAUUGUUUGGAGAUUUCCAUGCAGUCAUUUUGCUCGGUGGUUUCUUAAAGUGAGUGGACAUUAUGUGGAGGUUGGCUAUCCCACAUAUGUUGAUUAAGUGAUGUCCAUUUGUGUUAGUCUUUUUGUGUGCUGAAAAAUUCCCUAUUAGAUGACUAUGUUCACGUUCUCUGCCAAUUUGCAUAUCGAAAUCUCCCAACAAGACUUUGACAUGAUGUUGAGGUAUCUUGGUGAGUACACGCUCGAGUUGUGACCAGAACUUCUCCUCUUUGUUUUUGUCAGAAUCGUUAUUGACCGGAGCAUGAGCGUUUGUCAGUGUACCGGUCUCAUUGGCACAUUUACCUGUGACUAGAGAGAGGCAUUCAGAGGGUGAUGAGAAGUCUACCACAGAGUCCUGGAUACUGUUAUGCAUGAGGAAUGCUGCUCCCAACAAAUUUAUGUUACUAUUUUUCAGUUUGAUUGCAGGCUUCCCCUUGUAGACUCGAUAGGCACCAGAAUCAAAGUGUUCACAAUCACGAAAAUGUGUUUCUUGUACUGCAAGUAUACGGAAUUUCAAAUCUGUCUCAAGUAUCUGUCAGUAUCUUGAGUUUUCCUGUUCUAGUCAGUGUCUGUAUGUUCAGUGUACCAAUGAAUUGAUUUUGCUUUGGUUUGAGGAGUUUUGGGAAGCUGUGACUCUCCCCUGCAUGAUGUCCUGGUCCCCCAGAAUCCAAAUGACCAGCAUUGCUUUCGCCUUCGUUUCCCUUAUCUUAUUUUAUCAGUAACAUAUGUUUGAAAGCUAUGUAUGUAAUUAUAUACCUUUCUUUUCUGUGAAGAACACCACUGUCUUUCUGCCAUUGACUAUAAUUUUUAUUUUUCAAUAUAUGAUUGCAAUUUCAACACUUAGGAUGUUAUCACAUGCUUAAAACAGUCAUAGCAUAAUUUAAAAAUGUCUGGCUAUUAUACACACACAAAGAUAUUUGAGGUCAUUAUCAAGAAAGCCUGAGUGGCAUGGCAUAAUAAUUUGACCUUUAAAUAAAAUUCCUAUUGUACAGAUUUCUUCGUUUGUUAUCACUUUCACUCCAGAUCCAUUUAUAAAGCUAAUAAUGUUGUUCUAGUUUUCUUACAUUUUUUGGAAUAGAGACUGGUCUUCUGAAAGUAUAGCUUUGACAUAUUGUUUGAUUGUGUUGAAGAUAGAUUAAUACACAAUGAGGCUGAAUAUUUGGUAAUUCAUAUUUUGAAUUUAUUUUUUUUUUGCAGAUGAGGAUUACAAUCUCUCUCUUAAAAUCCAUUAUCUGUUUUCCCUGUUCCUAUGUGCUACACAUAGUAGUAUGAAGCCAAACCACUCUUUUUAAUUCCUCCCACUCUCCUUUCAAGAUGGAGUCAUACCACCCAGAUUCAAUGAUCCCUGUCAGAAAAGUUGUAUGUAGCUAUUUAUGCAGUGCAUCCUGGACUUUGAUGUGGUGAAUGUUGAACCACUUGGUUGAAAUUUGGGUUUUAUGGUCUAUCUCCUGGCCUCACUCUCUUUGCCUUUCGGCAACUACCAGCUUUGUAAGAAGAAUCUGGUGCAGAUGUCAGUCGUGUUCUUUCCCUCUCCCUCUUCCUCUCCCCCUCCCCCUCACCAUCCCCCUCCCCCUCACCCUCACCCCCU
Messenger RNA from Schistocerca gregaria, 22636 nucleotides. RefSeq names its product transcription factor GAGA-like. Gene Ontology annotation, biological process: regulation of transcription by RNA polymerase II. The transcript has 6 exons. NCBI's taxonomy places the organism in Eukaryota, Metazoa, Arthropoda, Insecta, Orthoptera, Acrididae. Gene Ontology annotation, molecular function: protein binding. Gene Ontology annotation, cellular component: nucleus. The record is from RefSeq and is a predicted model, not a curated record. The coding region runs from base 517 to 1998 and encodes 493 amino acids.